ACACUUGUCUAAGUCCAUACUGGUGCUUCAAAUGGGUAGCAAUGACUACAUCAACAAUUAUCUCCAACCAGCAAAUUACAAUAGCAGCAGAACAUAUAAUCCUCAACAAUUUAGUGACCUAGUGAUAUCAACUCUCAAGAAUCAGCUAGUCAGAUUAUACAAUUUAGGGGCAAGGAAAUUUGUAGUAUUUGAGUUAGGUCCUAUUGGGUGUGCACCAGGAAUAGUUGGUAGGGCAACUCCAAAACCAAUCACCCCAUGUCUAGAAAGUGUUAAUAAUUUGGUUAACAUUUUCAAUUUGGGAUUUACAACUAUGACUCAAGAACUUACACCCGCCUUGCAAGGUUCGGAUUUCAUUCAUGGUCUUGUCUUCAAAAAGAGCUAUGACGAAAACCAAUCUCCCCUUAAAUAUGGAUUUACUGGAGGAAGUACGCCAUGUUGUCCCUCCUUAGGAAGGGGACCAGGACCUUGUCUUCCAAAUGGUACCCCAUGCCAGGAUAGAAAUGCUCAUUUGUAUUGGGACGUUGGCCAUCCGGUUCAAAGAGUAAACUAUGAAGUUGCUUAUGAUUGCUUUGAAGGCUCAUCGACUUGCUUCCCUAUUAAUAUUCGCCAAUUGGCUUGUAUUUAAUAGUUUAUUUUGAAUUUAGCAUAGUUAUCAGGCAAAUACAAUCCAAUUCAUUUUAUUGAAUAUGUUUAGCUUUCUAUCAACACUCUUUGAAUUCCUUCCAGGGGGCCGCCAAACUACAGCAAGACUAGGCCAGCCUUAAGCCACCCUUGAAAAGCCUAAAAAGUCUUUUCUUUGAACCAUGUUUUAGGGUGUACAAUAAAAUUUCAAGGCAUCCAAAAUGAUGGAACUAGUUAGGUAGGGCG
Papaver somniferum (opium poppy) is the source of this 867-nucleotide messenger RNA. RefSeq names its product GDSL esterase/lipase 7-like. NCBI's taxonomy places the organism in Eukaryota, Viridiplantae, Streptophyta, Magnoliopsida, Ranunculales, Papaveraceae. The record is from RefSeq and is a predicted model, not a curated record. Gene Ontology annotation, molecular function: hydrolase activity, acting on ester bonds. The coding region runs from base 32 to 625 and encodes 197 amino acids. The transcript has 2 exons.